AGUUGGAAAAGGUGACUAGUUUGACCAGUCAUGAAUCCAUAAACAUAAAGCAAGUAUAAUAGUACUACUUUGACUAUACCCAUUAUUCUUCUUCGUCUUCUUCUUCAAUUGUCUCGUGAACUCCCUUGCUUUUGCUUUUGGUUUUCGUAUUCACAGAAAUUGGAUUCGGAGAAAGAGAGAAAUUGAUUGAAUUGGAGGGGUGAUGAGGGAGUGAGAGAAAGGAGAAGAAGAUGAUGGCAGACAAGAAGAAAGGGGUGGCGGCGGAAGAUGGCAUAAAGGCAAUUGGAUUGGGUUACGAUCUUACCACCGAUCUCAGGCUGAAAUCGUGUAAGAAACAUUCCAGAUUGAUCGUUUUUGAUGAUGAACAGCUUCGUACCCUUCACCUUCCUCCUCGAAUUUCAAUCCCUAAUGUCCCCAAAUCCAUCAAUUGCGAUAAAGGUGACCGCAUGAGAUUAUGCUCCGAUGUCCUCUCUUUUCAGCAGAUGUCGGAGCGGUUCAACCAGGAGUUGUCACUGUCUGGUAAGAUUCCAACGGGCCAUUUCAACACUGCGUUUGAUUUUUCAGGAGUUUGGCAAAAAGAUGCUGCCAAUACCAAGAGUCUUGCUUUUGACGGUGUCUCCAUUACACUCUACAACAUUGCAUUUGAGAAAACUCAGGUUGUUCUCCGUGAUCAUGUCAAACAAGCCGUUCCUUCGUCCUGGGAUCCGGCUGCAUUGACGAGGUUCAUUGAGAAGUAUGGAACCCAUGUUGUAGUUGGGGUGAAAAUAGGGGGAACCGAUAUAAUCUAUGCAAAGCAGCGGUACUCCUCUCCUCUCCAACCUGCUGAGGUGCAGAAAAAAUUGAAGGACAUGGCAGACAAAUUCUUCAUAGACCAAGUUGGACAGUCUAAGGGUAAUGAUGUGGGGUUUAAUGCAAACGAAAAGUUUAUGAAGGACAAUGGGCUAGGUUUCAUGGAGAUUCAGUCUCGUGCCUACUAUGAAUCAGAGGUGCAAGAUAUCAAGUAUAUGUGCAAGAGGAAAGGUGGAAAUGGGAAAAAAUCUUUGUCCCAUAGUGAGUGGUGCCAAACUGUUAUGUCUCAACCUGAUGUGAUAUCAAUGUCAUUCAUACCAAUUACAUCCCUACUUGGUGGAAUAAAUGGGAGUGGAUAUUUAACUCAUGCCAUUAAUCUCUACCUACGGUAUAAACCACCAAUCGAAGAACUGCAUCAGUUUUUGGAGUUCCAGCUUCCAAGGCAAUGGGCUCCUGUAUUUGGUGAGCUUGCCCUUGGUCCUGAAAGGAAGCCACAAAAUACAGCAUCUUUACAGUUCAGUUUCAUGGGUCCUAAGCUCUAUGUAAACACAACACCGGUUGAUGUGGGAAUGAAGCCCGUGACUGGCCUACGAUUGUAUUUGGAAGGGAAGAGAAGCAACUGCUUGGCAAUCCAUUUACAGCAUCUCUCCUCUCUGCCCAAAACCUUCCUACUUCAGGAUGGCCCUAAUAGGAAUGUUUCUAAUGCCGCUUCUGAACGCAAGUACUAUGAGAAGGUCCAGUGGAAGAGUUUCUCUCAUGUUUGCACUGCUCCUGUUCAAUCAGACGAUGAAAACGCUGUUGUGACGGGGGCUCACUUCGAAGUUGGAGAUACUGGUCUUAAGAAAGUUCUCUUCCUAAGACUUAAUUUCUGCAAAGUUGUUGGUGCAACCCCAGUGAAAGGAUCGGAGUGGGAUGAUUCUCCUGGCCUGACCCAGAAAUCCGGAAUAAUCUCAACUUUGAUCAGCACUCACUUCUCAGGUCCACAGAAGCCACCCCCACCACCACGGCCAUCUGAUGUAAACGUCAACUCUGCUUUAUACCCUGGGGGCCCUCCUGUGCCCACUCAGUCACCCAAACUUCUAAGGUUUGUUGACACAACAGAAAUGACAAGAGGACCACAGGACUUGCCUGGGUACUGGGUUGUGUCUGGGGCAAGGCUUUAUGUGGAGAAGGGUAAAAUAUCACUUAAAGUAAAAUAUUCUCUUUUAACGGCAAUUUUACCUGAUGAAGAGAUGGCAAGUUAUUGAAAAUAUCAAAUGAGGCAGUGUGAAAGAUAAUCUCAUCAGAUAAAGUUCGAGGAAUGAGAUGGGUGUGUGUAUAUAAUAAUAGUGUCUGAUUCUUUUUCAUUGUACAUUUGCCAUUAUUUGUGUAUACCUGCACUGCAGAUCUUUUGGGGGAAUUCCUUGUAGUUUUCAGAAUGGCUUGUGUAGCAAUGCUCGUUACAUUCUUUGUCUGUAUGUUUUAAUGUAUUAUUCUAUGUUAGUGGCUUCUUAAAUGCAAUAGUUCCUUCUAUGUUUGCUUUGAAGACAAUGAAAGAACAUUCAUUUUAUACACUGGGAAAGUUAUGCAGUGUCUUAUAACCGUGAUAGGGAUAAAAAAUAAAAGGGAUCAGCAAUGUUGC
This is a messenger RNA of Abrus precatorius (Indian licorice), 2410 nucleotides long. Its product is annotated as MACPF domain-containing protein At4g24290-like. The coding region runs from base 231 to 2036 and encodes 601 amino acids. Gene Ontology annotation, biological process: plant-type hypersensitive response; regulation of salicylic acid mediated signaling pathway. Lineage: Eukaryota; Viridiplantae; Streptophyta; Magnoliopsida; Fabales; Fabaceae. The record is from RefSeq and is a predicted model, not a curated record. The transcript is spliced from 7 exons. Gene Ontology annotation, cellular component: plasma membrane.